AUGCACGACCCUGCUAUCAAAUUGUUCAGUGGCAAAAUCAGAAAAGAAUCUGUAAAUUUUAGAAAUCAGUUUGUGUACAAAUUUGUGAAUGAGGAAUAUGUUGACGACUGGCAUGAAGUAACAGAUGGUGUUUAUUCCUAUGCUUCAUAUUGGGAUACUAGAUUUCCAAACGAGCCUUUUGUUCGAAUUAUUGCUGGUGCAAAGAUUGGUAACCGCAGUCUGCCUGGUGUUAAAUGUUUGUUGCUUGAAGAUGCUACUGGUGUGAUUGAAGAAGUGGAAUCCACUCACAAAAUUCUAAUGGAGCAUCAUUUCAAGGAAAGUAGGGCUGUUUACGUGUUCUGCAAUCCGUCGAACAAGCAACCACCCUCAAUGGUAUCAUUAGUACCUUCAGAAUGGAACAAGUCAUGGCAAUCAAAGCUGAACUGGAUGAAAGUUCACCAAGUAAAAAAUAAAUCAUCAUUUACAAUGGGUGUUUGUGUACGGCCAAUAUUUAAUUAUACAAACAUCUUCCGAAUUGUUGAAUUUAUAGCCUAUUACGAAGCUCUAGGAGCAACUCACUUCACAUUCUACAACCACGACUCAACUGAAAUCCUUUGGAAAUUAAUAAAUCAUUUACAACAUUUUAGUUAUUCAGUCCAAUUGAUUCCAUGGAAUUUACCAUUUGAAAUCAAGGACAUGUGGUCCUUGGGGCAAAUUGCCAGUAUCAAUGAUUGCAUUUACAGACAUAUGGGCAGCAAUUCCUACAUUGCAGUUGUGGAUUUAGAUGAAUUUAUAACUCCACGGCAUGUUAUGAAUGUGCAAGAAUUGCUGUUUUCUCACGAGAAAGCUGGUCGGAGGACAGGUAGUUUCGUCUUUAGGAGUUCUGUCUUCUGUUCUGAGUAUAGACAGGAUGUAUUGCCGGAUUAUAUCCUGCCAUUCAUCACACAGAGUAGUGUCAGAAGGGAAAACUGGAUAUACCCUUUUCUUGUGCGCACAAAAUAUGUUGUUAAAACAAUUGAAGUUGUGAUGGCAGGAGUUCAUCAUGUAUGGGAGCUUUUGCCUGGGGCAGAAGAAAGAUUCGUACCAGCAAGUCAAGUCCUUGUACAUCACUAUAGGGCUCAUCUUUGUCCUGCUAAUGAUAUAUAUCGUGGAAAAGGAGAGGUAGAUCCUAUAUCUAGGAAAUAUCUGAACCAUUUGUUGAGAUCUAAAGUCAUAUACGUCUGGAGGCAGAUUACACAAAAUGUAAACGAUGAGUUUUCUUAG
This is a messenger RNA of Argiope bruennichi, 1242 nucleotides long. RefSeq lists its product as uncharacterized. The record is from RefSeq and is a predicted model, not a curated record. Bases 1 to 1242 code for a protein of 413 amino acids. NCBI's taxonomy places the organism in Eukaryota, Metazoa, Arthropoda, Arachnida, Araneae, Araneidae. The transcript has a single exon.